This is a messenger RNA of Colius striatus (speckled mousebird), 14017 nucleotides long. It is a transcript of the gene PCNT, whose product is annotated as pericentrin. The transcript is spliced from 55 exons. NCBI's taxonomy places the organism in Eukaryota, Metazoa, Chordata, Aves, Coliiformes, Coliidae. The record is from RefSeq and is a predicted model, not a curated record. Bases 77 to 13687 code for a protein of 4536 amino acids. Gene Ontology annotation, molecular function: molecular adaptor activity; DNA binding. Gene Ontology annotation, biological process: signal transduction.
UUCGCUGUGACAGUUGAGUGGCGCGGGGCGCGGGCCGGCCCGGCUGCCGUCCCGAGGCCCGCGGCUUGCGCACCACAUGGACGCGGAGGAGGAGGCGUGGAGACGGAAACUUGAGGCCGGCAGGGCCAAGUUUGCUCACUUCAGACAACGAAAAACAAAAAGUGACAUCGCGCAGUCGCAGAAAAAGACGGCGAAGAGGAAGGGCUCGUCUGUCCACACGCAUGACGCUCCGAAGGAAGAGUACGCACUAGCAGCCCAAGGUGUUGGUAAGGGUGUAGAGAGUAAGGCUGAAGAUGCCAGCCUCCUGGAGAGUAAGACUGAAGAUGCCAGCCUCCUGGAGAGUAAGGCUGAAGAUGCCAGCCUUCUAGAGACAACAACAGAGACAAAGGGGAGUGCUGACCUGUCCAGCUGGGAUGUGUUGGAUGAUCAUGCAUCUGAAAAAGUUACGAUAAAUUCAGCCGCAGAAUGCAGUGAGCUUGGUGCUAAGAUGUGUCAAGCAAGAACAGCUGAGCUAGAGAGCAGGCUCAUGGAGAAACAGGAAGCUGUUGAAAAACUCACAGCACAAAUGGAUGAGUUGCAGGAACAACUUGCCCAGUACAGUGACUCUAUGCAACUUCAGGAAGCAACCAUUCAGGAGCAGAAUGAAGUCAUCAGGAAACUAACCAGCUGCCUUCAACAGGCGAAGAAGGACCGCGAUGACCUACAGGAAGAGGCUUCACGUGUAGCUGGUCAGAUCCACGAUUUACAACUUCAGUUACAUCAGGUUAAUGAGACGUUGAGAAGUAAAAGUGCUGGGAAAAAUGAAGUAUUAGAAGCUCAGCAGCAAAUGUCCUUGUUUCAGAACCGUCUUGGAGAGCAAAAUGCACAUUUGGAGAUGCUGCGUCAGAAAGCACGUGACCUGGAAAUACAGCUUGAGUCUUCUCAAAAGAAUACCAAAGAUAAAGAAAAUGGGCUUGCCCAAAUGGAAGAGCAUAUGAAAGAUACAAUGCAACAGUUACACAAAAGUAUAGGAGAAAAGGAAGAACAUAUUAAAAAUCUUGAAGAUCUACUGUCAUCAGAAAGAUUUAGCUUGUCUGCUUUGCAACAUACCCUUUCUCUUCGGGACUCAGAAAUAACAGAAUUAAAAAAUGAAAGAGCUUUAUCUAAAAUGAAAGAACAGCAACGUAUUGAAGAACUGAAAAUCAGUCAUGAAAAGGAUAUUUGCAGACAGUUGGACAACUUGAGGGCUGAGCUGGAGAAGUGCCAUAGAAGAGAGAUUGCAGAAGCCAAGCAGGUAUAUGAGGAAGAAAUUCUUUUAAAAUACAAGAAUGAACUUGAGCAGUUAAAAAAAGAGCUCUGUGCUCAGAAUUCUGAAGAACAUAUUCAGAAUUUGAAUUGCAUAAUUGUUGACUUAAAUAAUAGUCUAUGUGAGUCUGAAAUUAUUAAGGAGAAUUUGAGAAAGAAACUUGAAAACCAACAGGAAGAUUUUCAGAGAGAAAAAUCUGCAAUUGAAACUAAAUACAAAGAUGUAAUUGAUGACCUUAAGUCUCAACUUUCUGAUGCAGAAGAGCAGAUCAAGGAAGCCCAACGAUAUAAACAAGAAAAGCAGUCCUUGAAUGAAGAGAUUCAGAAACUGAAUUCUUUCAUCCAGGAAUUAAAUGAAAAGCGACUUUAUGAGACUGGAAAAAGUCUAGAUGUAAGGCAAAAGCCUGAGCAAGAGGUUAUCUCCAAUAAAGAGCUAGUGAAAUUGAGGGAAAACCAGAUUUUACUGGAGGUGUCGAAUAAACCGCACCAGUUGAAAGGUGAAGAUGAGCUGGUUCAUGAAGAACUAGAGUUCCAGCGUGACUUGGGAGUAGACUCCUUAGGGUAUCAAUUAGAAGAAAUGAAGAAUUCAAAGUUCACUGAGAAUAGUGAAAGUAGUGAAGGAUAUAACCUGUCUGAAGAACACUUGUCAGGACUGGGACUUUUCAGUGGUGAUGAAGGUAUUUUGGAUAAAUAUCUCAUCUCCUCAGAGAGACCAGAAGGGUCGUAUGCAUCCAGCACUUCAUCUGCCAUUGAAGAAGGUAGAUGCAGUAGAUAUGGCUUAGACACUAGUGUGCUUCUAGAAUCCAGCAGAGAUUUUAUACCUCCCCCAUUAAAUUUUGACCUUGAUGAGGGAACACAUUUGGCUCAAGAGGCUUUUGAAGAGACUGAGAUGGAAGCAGGGGUCUUUGUUUCAUUUUUGGCGGAUACCUCACUGCAGCAAAAUAAAAUAAAUGACCACAAUAACGUAAAGGAUGAUGAGACAGCUUGUUUAGUGGAGAGAUGUGUGAAACUAACUGAGCAGCUUCAUGAGAAGGACUUAGCCUUGAAGAAAUCAUAUCAGGAGACCCGAGAAGCUGUUGAAAAAUAUGAACAAGUAUUGGCUGAGCUCUCCCAUGUGCGCGUGGAACUGGAUGAGGAACAUGAAGCACGGAUCCGUUGUGAAAAAGAACUUAUUCAAAAAACAGAGAAAGAGAAAGACCUUGAAACCAAAAUAAUGCUGCCAGUAAAGAACCAAGGUGAGGAAGGAAGCCAGCUUUACUGUGCUGUGGAACCUUUAACACAAGUGUCACAAUCCUCUACCUGGCAAGAAAUGGUGAAAGACCUGCAGGAGGAAAGAGAAAUGUUGAUAGUGCAGCUGCGAACUCAGGAGCAAUUAGUGAAAGAAGUUCAAGAGCAGAAAACAGCUUCUGAUUCUGUAACAAGUGAAGUGCAGUCUCUUUUUGGACGUCAGUUAGCUGCUUUGCAAAAUCAAAGAGAUCAAAUGCAAAGUCAUCUUGAUGCUCAAAAAGCUAAAAAUCAGACAAUAGCAGAGCUGCUUGGUCAGAAAACUAUAUCUGAAGAGACAUUGCUGAAAGAGCAGGAGUUGCUCAAAGCUGAAAUUAAUAAUAAAGAACAAAAUUUAGCGCUCUUAUUGAAGGAAAAAACAGCCUUAGGAGAAAGAUUAUCUGACAUGGAGGAGGAUCUAAAAAGAUCAGAAAAAGCUCUAGCAGAGAAUGCUAGUAUCAUUGAAGAUCUUGAGAAAAACAUACAUGAACUUAAUGCUGAAGUGAAAAGUCUCAAAGAAAUACAGGAGUGUGAAAGACUGCAAUAUGAGGACAAGUUAAACUUCAUCAACCUAGAAAUUCAUAAACUUAAUGCUGAAAUAAAGGCAAAAAGUACCGAAUACAGUGAGGAAAAGAAACAGUUGACUGAAGAAAUCACCCAUUUGAAGAAGGCUCAUUUGGAACUUGAGACUCGCUUGCAGGAGUCAUUUCAGUCUGCACAAGCUGCACAGGAGGCACAGUCCGAAGUGGUGAAACAUUACAAAGAGGAAAUUGAUAAAAUGGAGACUCAACACCUCUCUGAAUUAUCUAAAAUAGAAGAGUUAAAUGCCGAAAUAAAAGAUAAAGUGGAAAAACAGCAGAAGUUGGAAGAAGAAAGAAAGGAACAGAUUGCUUUAAUAAAAAAGGUACAUGAACGAGAGCAUGAUCGUGAAGUCUCUGAACUGAUUGCUAAACAUGAAGAGGAAAUGGAGAAACUCCGUGCUGAACUGAAUAAAAAACAGCAGCACUUGUUGGAUGAACUUCGGCAGCAAAUGGCAGCCACACAAAAAGCAGAGAUUGAGCAAGCUCAGCUGCAAUUACAGACAAUGCACAGCCUUGAAAUGGAAGCUUUACGCCUAAGCUUAAAUAAUCUGCAUACCUCGCAGCUUGAGCUUACGCAGUCCAACUUGAGAAAAGAAAAGGAAACUGCUCUUAUGGAGCUACGGGAGAUGCUCAAUGACAAGCGCGCUCAAGAGGUAGCAAUUCUGCAGAGCCGUCAUCAGCUGGAGUGGGAGAAGGUUAAAGAACAGUGUCUGAAGGAAAAAGAAGACCUUAAGUCUAAGUAUCAGCAAGAACUAGUUGAUCAGAGAAAGAAAAUAGAAUUGGAAAUGGAGGAGACACGUAUCCAGGCAUUAGAGACUCUCAAAAGAGAUUGUGAAUCUGAAUCUAAUAGGCAAUUAAAAAACAUGUGUGAAGAGCUAUCUGAAAAACAUCAGACUGAAAUGGUGAAACUGCAGAAAACUCUUGAAAUGGAAGUGGAGAAAGUCAAAGCAGAGUUGGGGCUUCUUUCUCUUGAGAAUGAACAGUCUAAAAUAAAAUGUAUAGAAUUGGAGAAGCAGCACCAGUUAGCCAUUACAAAAUUACAAGAACAACUGCAGUUUGAACAUAAUCAACUCCUGGAAGACACGAAGAUGAAAAGCCAAGAAAAAGAAGAGAAUCUUCAGAAGGAGCUGGAGAAACUUCAGGUCAUGCAUGAGGAACUCAAGACUCAGUCACAAGAAGAGAUCAGGCAGCUUUGGUCUCAGCUCGACAGUACCCGAGCAAACCGACAGGAACUAAGUGAUGGUGAGACUGGAAUUGAAGCCCAUGGUCCAGAGCUAAAAGAGCAGCUCCUGGCUCGUGCAUCACGAGUGGAAGAAAUAGAGCAUUUAAAACAACAAUGUGAACAGCAGUGUCAGCAAAGAAAAGCUGAGCAUGAAACUGAAUUGGAACAGCUGAGGCUUUAUUUUGAAAAUAAAUUAAGAGCUGCUGAAGAAAACUACAGAGAAGAAUUGACUUUGCUGCAUCAGAGACUGCAAGAACUGAAGGAAUAUUCACUGUCAGAGUUGGAACUGAGUCAAGAUCAAACAGGGGACAUCAGUUCUUCUGUUGCAGUUUUUGAAGAGACUGCUGAAAAAGAGAGAAGGGAUGCACUUGGUCAACUCAAUCAACAGCUGGAACAACAUCAGGAGGAGCUUGCCUGUUUGCAAUUACAACUUAAAGAACAACACAGACAUGAAUUGGAUACCUUAAGAUUUUCCCUUGCACUUCAAUAUAAGGAGGACAUAAUGAAAAUGAAGAUGGAUCUGUCAGACAAAUAUAGAACAGAAAUUGAGGAAAUGAAAAGAAAGCAUUGUUUAGAACUUGAGCAGCUUCGUGCCCAACUUUCAGAAGAACAUCUUAAAGAAAUCACCAAAGUGCGCCUACAGAGCGCUCAAGAUGCAGCACGUCAAGUUGAGAUGGAGGUGGCUGAACGAAUGUCUGUGCUGGAAGAAGAGCACAAAGUUAAACUCUCUCUCCUCCACUCUGAGAAACAGCAUAUUGCAGAGCUUUCAGGAGAAAUAAAGCACUUAAAGGAAGAGAUAGCUAAACAAAAAGAAUUUUCUGUGCAGAAUGAAAAGCAUCUGAAAGAGGAAAUGAAAAAGGAAAAAUAUAAAAUUGCUGAGGAUCACAGGAAUAAAUUAAGGGAAGCCAGAGAAGAAUUCCAGAAAAUAGAGACUAUGUACAAAGAAAAAGAGAAGAAAUGGAAAUCUGAAAGUGAGGACCAGAGAAUCCAAGCAGAAGAAAAGUUAUCAUUGCUGCGUAUAGAACUGCAAAAUAGAGCUGAAUAUGAGAAGCAGAAUUUACAGAAGGAGUUUGAACAUCGUGAAGCUGAAAUGAAUCAACUUCAAGAUCACCAAGCUGCCAAAAUUUUAGAGUUAGAGAAGCUGGUAAAAGAGCAGCAGAACAACCUGCAGCAGCUAGAAGACAGCCUUGCAAGUGCACAGGCUAUGCAGAAAUCUCAGGAGCAGUAUGACACUGACUUGCAGGCAGCCAAAGCACUCAUGGCAAAAGAAAUGGAAAAGACCACACUCUGUCUGCAGGAAGAAUGUGCAGUGAAACUUAUGGAAGCACAAAACAAGUUUAUGGAGGAACGCAAAGCUAUGACUGAGAAAUUCACAACUGAGCAAGAAAUUCUCCUCCAAGAGCUGAAAAAGAAACAUGUCAAUGAGCUGGAACUCCAAAGUCAGCAGUUACAGGAGAAGCAUAAGCAGCAAAUUUUGUCUCUUACAGCUGAAUUUCAGACAAAGCACCAAGCUGAAAUUGAGACACUUAAAUCCACACUGGAAAAUAAACAACGGAUUCAACUUGAAGCUUGUGUUGCUGAACUAGAGACAAAGCAUCAAGCACAAAUUGAUGAGCUGGAGGCCAAACACUUAUCAAAUCUCGAUUCAUUGGAGUCAUCUUACCUAUCUGAAAUUCAGAAUAUAAGAGAUGAACACAGUCAAGCUCUUGAGAAGCUACAUCUGCAGCACACAGAACAACUCCAUGAAAAGGAUAAAAUGAGUCAAGCACGUUUGGUUCAGGAGAUAGAGAUGUUAAAAUUAAAGCAUGCUGAAGAACUUCAGCUUUCCCAAAAUAAUUUGAAAAUUGAGCUAGCAACUCUUCAUAUGGAAAAACUUAAAGCCAUGGCUGCUGAAGCAGAAGCAGCUCAUAAGGAUGAUUUGAACACAGCUCUUCAAAAUCAAAGGAAGUUGCUGGAAGAAGAAAAAAGUCUAGCCCUGGAUAUAUUACGUGAAGAGGUAUUGCAUAUGGAGGAAAAGCACAGAAAAGCUCUCCAAGAGCUUCAGGAUUUUCAUGAGGCAGAAAUUAAAAAACAUAAGGAAGAAUAUUCUAGGGAGCUGGAAGAAGAAUUGGGGAAACUAAAAGCACAGCAUGAACGUGAGCAAGAGAUGUAUGCUUCUGCAUCAGCCUCUGAAGUAGAAAAUGUGCGAACAGCUCUUCUGGCUCAAUUUGAAGAGGUAAAAUUGAAGCAGCAACUUCAGUUCCAGGAAGAGAUUGAGCUGCUGAAGUGUCAGUCAGAGAUACUGCUUGAACAGCAGAUUGCACAGUUGAAGGAUGAAUUUGAAGCUGAAAAAAAGGCAUCACUACAUGACAAGGAGCAGAUGUUGAUUCAAGAAAGGGAGAAGGCACAGGCUGCUCACCAAAAGGAGCAGGAGAUGUUAUCCGCCCAGCUGCAGGAAAAAGCAGCAACAAUUAUCCAGCUGGAAAAGAAAGUAGAGUCUUUAAACCAUGAAAUAGAAGAGACCAACUCUGAACUGGAGAUGCUUCUUCAGCGUCGGGACAGAGAAAACCAAGAAGGAGGGAAUUUGGUAGCCAUGUUGAGAUCUGAUAUUGAGCAGUCCAAGGAUGAAAGAAAAAACCUGCAGGAAUCUUAUCAGCAAGUUUUGAAGUUACUCGUGGAGUUGGUGAAGGCCACAAUAGCUAUUGAGGACCUUAUCUGUAGCAAGAUUGGUCUUUGCCUUGAUGACACUCUGGCUUCUGGAGAUUCUAGAGCAAGUCAGAGUAUUAUGGAAGAAAUAGGAUUCAUGCAGCAUUUCAAAGCCAAAGAAAAGCAUCACCUAGCAAAAGAUGAGCUACUUGAUGAAACUCUCUCAGAACACAACCAGCUGUCUCCAGGGACAGACGAGGGGUCUGAGUUGAGCCAAUACUUAUGUGAAAGUAUUUUCACAAAGACAGAAUUGGCUUGUGAAAAUGAAGAAAUGAUACUGAGAAUUUGUCAUCGUUUGCGCACUGCAGUGGAGAGACUUCUGGAGCUGGUUACAGAAUCAACUAAACAAAUGGAGAAAAUGCAUGAAAACCAUGCACAAUUUGAAGAAGAAUUCAGCCGCCGCAAUCGGGAAACUGCUCAUGUGGUUAGUCAGCACCAGGAGCUAAUGGAGUGCCUCUGCGAGGAGAGCGAGGCCAAGAAUCAGCUGGCACUAGAGCUCCAUAAAGCAGAGGGCAUUAUCGAAGGCUAUGUCGCAGAAAAAGCUGCAUUGGAAGAGGCCUUGAAUCUGAAAGAGGAAUCAGAACGUCGCCUUGUUGUGGAGCUGGAGAAUAUGCGUGAACGCUUUCAGGAACUAACCCAGGAACAAGCAAUUCUUGGUCUACUCAAGGAAGUAGAACUUUUAGCAAAGGAGAAAUUAGAGCUUCAGUGUCAGGCAGAAAAGGACCAUUCCAACUUACGCUCUCAAAUGAAAGUUUUGGAGGUGGAACUGGAAGAACAGCUGAAUAGUAAUCAAGACCUGGCUACACAGUUAUUGGAGGUUGCUGAAUUAAAACAGCAAAUUCAAGUUCUUGAAAAGCAGCUUAAAAACCAGCGGCAAUUCAUGGAUGAACAAGCUAUAGAGCGGGAACAUGAACGUGAUGAUUUUCAGCAGGAGAUUCGGAAACUGGAAGAACAGUUAAAACUUUCAGCAAAAUCACAGACUUCAGGAGAGCCCAGGGAGUAUAGGAAUUAUGAAUUGAUUCUACAGGUGGAAUCUUUGCAAGCAGAAAUAAAAGAGAAGAUGGAUGAUUACAAUAAAUUGCUGUUAGAAAAGGAGCAAAACCACCAAGAAAUUGCGGCUCGUGAUAAAGAGAUAGAAAAGCUGGUGGCACAGAUACGAGAACUGGAGCACCGCAGUGCUGAAGUCUCGAAGACUGUACAUGGCUUGGAACAGCAGCUGCAGAAAAUGAAGAAAGCAGAAACGGAAUUAAAACAAGAUAAAGAGGCCUUGCAACAGCAACAGUAUAACAACCUGCUUCAGAUCUCCGCCCUGCAGUCUAAAUUGGAUGAGGCGAGGCACAGAGUCCCCUCAGAUGACAAUACUACCCCAGUGCUGAAGGAGCAGUUGCAGGCAGAGCAGGAGGCACUUCAGAGCAAAGAGAGAGAGAUUGCAAGCUUGUUAGACCAACUACAACAAUAUAAAGAUAAUUUGAUCAAUAAAAAUGAUGAGAUAUUGCAGCUUAACUUACAGUUAGAGAUGGAAAAAAAUCUUAGCGCUUCCAGCAUCAACCAGCUCCAGUUGGAGAAUACACACCUGAAGGAGGAUCUGACAAAACUUCAUGUGAAACAAAAUCCUGAUUCCUCAGCUUUGUCGUUCCCACAAGCACUACUUGAAGAAAAGAAUCAAGAAAUCGAUCACUUAAAUGAGCAGAUAAAGAGGCUCCAGUAUGAGCUAGAGAAUACCCUGGAGAAUAAAGUUGUGGAACACCAAAAAUCUGAAAUUGAAGAACUCAGAUCUCUUGUUGAGCACCUUCGUGGUGACCAGGAGAGGCUGCGCAAGGACAAAGAUGAAGAGGUGGAGCAACUCCAUGGGGUAAUCGAGAAGCUUCAAAAAGAGUUGGAGCACUUUGGACCGGUAUAUCAUGAAGAUAGUGACAACCAAGAUGAUCUCUACCAACAUGCAGUAGAAAAGCCAGUGGAAAACCUUCAGAAUGAGUUGAGGAAGGGACUGGCAGAUUGUCAGGGUGAUAUUGAUCCCAACAGAAGAAAUGCAUUGCUACUCUCCAAAGUAAGGGAAUUGCAGGAGGAACUGGAGCUUGUCUCCACUGCUAGAGAAGCUCUGCAGCAGCAACUAGAAGAGAAGGAAUCGCAGUUUAAAAUGGAAGUGGAAAAUAUGGAGAAAAAAUGCCAAAAAUUAGGAGGGUCGUCAGAGCAGCAGGUUGCAGAGCUGACGUCUCUGAGAGCACAACAUGAUGCACUUCAGAAAGAGUACAGCCUUUUCCGAUCACAGUUUUCUCAGAGAGAGGUUGAAGUGAGGAUGAUGACUUCUCGUGUUCAGGAACUUGUAGACACUGUGAGAGAAAGGGAAGCAAAUAUUCUAGAGAAAGAUAUGCAAAUGAAGACAAUGUCAGAUCAAAAAGAAGCUCACACAGCCGAGUUGCAGUACUUAACGAAAAAGGCAGCAGAGCUUCAAAUCGAGUUGGAAAAGAGAGAUGCAAGUCAGGCUCAAGAUGUUUAUGGUCUUCAGUUAGAAGUUUCUAGACUUGAUAUCCAGGUGCAAGCACUGAAUCAGAAAGUAGCAGCUUAUCAGAGAGAAAUCAGUGAACUCCAAGGUAGUUCUGCAAAACAGAAAGAUCAAAUUGAGGCAUACACAAAAGAGCUUGAAGCCUUACAAUUGGAAAGAGAUGAUCUUGUUUCAGCAUUGGAGUUGUAUAAAUCAAAGGAGCAACGUGAUCAUGAAGAGACUGACCUCCUCAAGCUCCACUGUUGGAGAGAAAGAAGAGGUGAAGCCCUUAAAAAAAAAAUGGAGGAAUUGGAAGAACCAGAAGCAAAUGCUGAUCAGUCAUUUCCAGUACUGGCUUCCCCUACUGAUAAACUGGGAGAGUUACAGGCUACAAACACUUCACAGAAUGAAGAGAAUUUAUUUGUAAAGAUGGCAUCUCAUAAAGAAGAGUUUAAUUCAGAAUUAGGUUCAACAAAAAAGGACUCGGCAUUCAGUGAAGGAAGAACUGGUAAAAUUAUGAAGGAUAUAAAGGAAAAAGAUGAAGUUGUGUUUGACUUGAUGUCCCACAAUAUAAAUCCGAAAACUCAGAUCAAGCAAUCACAAGAAAUUACCUUGGCUCAGGAACUGGAAGUGAUCAAGGAUCAAGGACACAAAGAGGAGCAAGAUUUGAAAAAGCAUUGCCAGCAAAUGUUGGAAAUUCAUCAAACUCCUGAUUCUCCAAAACACAAUUUGAACGUAGGCAAAGGUGCUUCCAAAGACUUCCAGAAUUUAAUUGCAGGGAUGGCUUCGUGGGGCUCACCCGAGAUGAUGAGAAAGCAAGAUAUAAACAUGGACCUUCAACCAGCGCUUCAUCUGACGCCCUUUUCAGAAGUCGAAAGCACAGAUUUGGAGAUGAUGCACAGCAGGUCAUCCAUGCAAGAUGAUAAUUCUGUAUUGCUGGGAUAUUCUAACCUGUAUGAAAAUGGUGGCGAUGAAGGGGCAGUGGGAGUAGGUAGAAAAUCUCCAACGUUCUCUGAAAGUACCUACUCUGUUGAUGAUGGCCAAGAUGUGGAAAAGAUGAUUUUGCAGGUGAGAGAAACUGAUAAUGUAACUUUAACCCCUUCUGAUUUACAAGAUGAUGUAAGAUCAAGAGCAUCUGCCGUAGAUACCAUGAGCAAUGGAUACAGCAGCAAUACCAGCUCAGACUUGGCAGCUAAACCAAAGCAGGAGCUACAACCAGACCACCUAGAUGCUAGUUUCAUGGCUUAUCUGCGGUACCGUGGAAUGUUUCCAGAUGUUAUGGAAUCAAUGAGAGAAAAUGAAAUACUUUCACCACAGCUGAAGACUGUGCUGAAGAUGGUGUAUGAGGAGAGCCGGAAAAUACUGGCUUUGUCAGAACGUCCCUUUGGUUUGAGGGACCUGAGAAAUGUUCCUGAGCCCAGAACAGCGGUGGAGGGGUGGCAAAAGGAGGGUUUAGCCUUGCUGGACGCUAUGCAGUCGCUGAAAGAUUACCUCAGGAAGGUGGCAGAGAGAGGAGACAAGGAAUUUUCAGGUAUUGCUGCUGACUGGAGAGGAGAACUUCUGCAAGCAGUGCAGAGCGUGUUUGAGAAAGAGAGGAAUGUGCUGCAAAUUGACUUGAAGUCACACUUCUCCAAUCCUGGGUCUGGUGAUGAGGGUUCAUUAAUGGAAAAACUGGAGUAUAUCAUGAGACAACAAGAGGAACAGAGGCAGAUGGUUGUAGAGCACCUUUUCUCCUCAGACCGGAAUAGCUUGCUCUCUGAAAUCCAGGACCUCCAAGCUCAGCUACGCAUGACACAUCUUCAGAACCAGGAGAAGCUGCAGCAGUUACAGGAAACACUCACCAAUGUGGAAGAUCACGGGAGCAAACAAGAACACCACCUUCGGAGGAAAGUUGAAUUACUAGAAUACAAGCUUCAGCAGGAAAAAUCUGUCAUAAGUGACUUGCACAGCACCCUGUCUGAGGAGCAGAAGAGAGCCUCCGAAACACGUGAUCUCUUGAGUCAAGAAAAAGCAGCCCUGAAGUCAGAGCUUUACGAAAGGAAGCAAGAGAAUGAAAGGCUGCAGAAAUCCCUAGAAGAGCUUCAGAAGGAAAUAAACCAGUUACGCUUUGAAUUGGAAAAAAAAGAGAAAGAUUUGGCAGCUGCACUUGAAGACUUGCAGACUGAACAUCUGAAGGAAACAGAGCUACAGGGUUUGCUGGAAGAACAACAGCUUCAGCAUAAGAAAGCAGAAGAUGAAAAGGCAAAGACCUUGGAGGAGCUGCAGGCUGCCCUGGAGCUGCAGGCAGUGCAGAAGAAGCAGCUGGCUGUGUCCUUGGAGCACGAGCAAGCGGUGAACGAGAAUCUACGCAAGGAACUUCAGAUCGAGCAGUCCCGCUGUGCAGCGCUGCUGUCCCAGGAACAGGCCAAACUGUUGGACCUACAGAGAAACUUAGACACUGAGAAAAAUCGUUCGUUGGAGCUCCUGAAUUCUUUGAAUCAUGAACGCAUUUUGACAGAACAGUUGAGCAUGAGACUGAAAGAAGGUGCUUCUUGCCAGCACAGGGAAUCGCUGCUGGAGCAGGGUUUUGUUCGAGAGCUGCAAGCCCAGCUAGAAGAGGAGAGGUCCCGAACUAUGGAGCUUGCUGCCAUCAUUGAGAAAACGCAUCAGAAGGCCAUUCGUUCCAAAAGGCAGCUAGAGGCUGAGAUGCAGAUGUGCUGCGAAGAAUCCCAGAAAGAGAGGGAGGUCAGUGAGAAAUUGCGAGCUACGCUGGAAUCGCUUCAGCAUCAGAAGCAAGAGGUAAUCCGUUCCUUAGAGGCCCAGAAGGAGAGAGAGGCGAGGCUGAAAGCUGACUGGGAACAACUGCAGUCCCUCUUCAAGACGAUGCAAGAGCAAGAUAAAAGCAAGAAAGAAGAGAGAGAGCAAAGACAGCAGCAACAGACAGCCCUCGAGAAAGAGGAGGACAAGCAGAGAGAUCAAGAGAGACUGCAAAACUUGGAACAGCAACACCAGAGGGAUGAACAAAGAAUUAAAGAGCUGCAGGAAAUACUGGCAAUAUUAGAAGAAAGAGAAAGAAGUCUCCCAUUUCUAAACCACCAGCAAGAACUGUUGUGUACCUCAGACAAAGAUCAAAAUGCCAAACAGGCCACAACAAAAGAAACAGAAAAAUCGCAUUUGCAACAGCAGCAACAUCAGCUGGAGAAGAUAAGACAGCAGUUGCUUUUUGUAGCUGUGCAGCUGAAUGAGGUCAUAUAUAAAACUGUAGAUAAAACAGUUAGCAGUCAGUCCGCAUCGAGUGAUGAAGCUGUCGCCUCUUUACUGCAAACAUUAAAGGAGCUGAAAUCACAUUUAUUAUCUCCUCCUGCAUCUCAGCUCAGAUCUACGGAUGAUCCCAACUCUGCUAGAGAACUGGAAAGAGAGGCUUGGCAGCGUGAGAGAAGCAUUUUGCAGAGUGCACUGAAACAGGCUGAAUCUCAGCUGGCUAAAGCAACUGUUGAAACUGAAAACAAACCAGUGGCAGAGACUUCCAGUCCUAAGUUGCAGAAAUUAUACCGGAAGUACCUUAGAGCAGAGAGCUUCAGAAAGGCUCUAGUUUAUCAGAAGAAAUACCUCUUGCUACUUCUGGGCGGAUUCCAGGACUGUGAGCAAGCAACCCUCUCUCUAAUAGCACGUAUGGGAAUCUACCCCUCACCUGCAGACCUGCAGCUUUCUGGAUCUCGCUCCCGCCCCUUUACCAAGUUCAGAUGUGCAGUCAGGGCAGUCAUUGCUGUGUCAAGGUUGAAGUUUUUGGUGAAAAAGUGGAACAAAGUUAGCAGGAAGAACACACAGAGCGAAGUCAUUCCUCAAAUUAUAGGAGGUAACACAGCCUCUGGUGCUAGGACAGAGAUUCUGAGAGAGCAGCAGCCCCCCACUGCUCACCUCAGCUCGCCCCCCACCCGGGACACAGGGCUGAGCCCCAGGACCAGCUUGGCAAGAUGUGGGAGCCGCUCCCCCAGAUCCACCUCCUGUGUGCACAGCAGAUUGCAUCCAUCCAUAAGUUCAGCUUCAGAAAAGUCACUUGUGCCUGCUCAGGAUCCUGAACAAUCGCUAGCAGAAUACAUCCAUCGCUUGGAGGUUAUCCAGCAGAGACUGGGGGGUGCACUGCCAGGACAAGUUCCAGGCCCAUCUCUCCAGAGAAACAUGAAAAAGUGAUGAGAGCACUUGGGAAACCUGUACUGCGACACCCCCAAGCUCCUGCUUCCUUCCAAGUGGGUCCGUGCUGAGCAGAGGCCCUUGUUAUCUCUUGUGCAACUGAAUUAAGGGCAGUGCUUUUGCAUCAGAUUUUUAUAUGACUCUUUUUAUUAUAUUUUAGUACUUAAAGAGGAAAUUACUUUUCACUCAGAACAAUGUUUUACAUUCUCCUGUGAAAGUACUGCUAAGUUAACAGCUGAAGUGUAUCGCUGUAUUGUAAGUUGCAAAGAAUCUCUGGUGUUUAUUUUUCUAUAGUGUAUAGGUGGAGUCCUUGUAAAAAAAGUUAUUAAA